GCCAGACGAUGGGGGCUUGCCGAAGAAGGAGCCAGGGAGUUUGUUUCAGCUAGAAGGAAAGGUGACGAACGACCUAGGGGGAUCGAGUGUAGGAGAUGCGGGCAGUGCUGCGCCUGGCAGUAGUGGCAGUCCCUAUGGGUGUGCUGCUGUCUCGCACCAUGGCGUGGAUGUCCAGUGGCAAAACACAUCCGGAGCUCAUCAGCAGGCUAAGGGAUCAUGGAGUGAUCCACAGCGACCAAGUGUUCAAUGCCAUGCUGGCUACUGACAGAGGGAUCUACUCCAAAGACUAUCCUUAUGCAGACUCUCCUCAGUCUAUAGGGUACAGGGCAACCAUCAGUGCACCACACAUGCAUGCUCAUGCUUUGGAGCUUUUAAGUGACAAACUAACUGAAGGGGCGUCAGCGCUGGAUGUGGGCUCAGGAAGUGGAUAUCUCACUGCCUGCUUUGCAAGGAUGACAGGGCCUAGUGGAAGAGUGGUCGGCAUUGAACACAUCGAUGAGCUGGUUCAGAUGUCAAUAAAAAAUGUGCAAGCAGAUGACCCAGAUCUGCUCACCUCUGGACGUAUCAGACUUGUUGUGGGAGAUGGAAGGCUCGGCUUCCCAGAGGGAGCACCAUAUGAUGCCAUUCAUGUUGGGGCAGCUGCAGCUACCGUUCCAAAGUCUCUCUUGGAGCAGCUGAAGCCUGGUGGCCGCUUGGUUCUCCCGGUGGGACCUGAGGGUGGAAGUCAGGUGCUAGAGCAGUAUGACCGUCAGAGUGAUGGGACCUUUCUCAAGAGAGCUUUGAUGGGAGUGAUUUAUGUCCCGCUGACUGACAAGAGGCACCAGUGGCCAGGAGGUGAGCUCUGACUGCAGUGUGGUUGCCCCUGCAGGAGAUGGCGUUGGUGCUGCAUCUCUGGGGCCCCAUAAUGCUCCUCGUGGUUUCACUGAGCUUACGUCUUAACGGCCACCUGCUCUGCUGGGUUGUCACCUAGCAACGUCAAAGGAGGAUCUCAGACUGUUUGCCUGACGAGAUUGUCUUCCAAGAGUGCUACAACAGUGAGUGACAGAAUGAGUAACCACAGCUGGGCUGAUGACUCAGAAUCCUUUGAGUCAGCGCGGAUACUGUAGGGAUAAUGUGGAAGAUUUAACUGACUUCUCUAUUAUUCAUGGGAAGUCGGUAAUGUUCAGUAAUGAGGGAGAUGCAAUUAUUGUUUGAAAAGCUGCAGUAUGUUAUUUUUUCCUGAAUGAUUGUUCUGAAUUCAACUGAAUGGUACAUUCGCUUGUGGAUGUGUGAUAUUAAGGGAAUGAUUUGAUUGGUUAUGAAAUAACAGGUGACUGAUACUAAUCAAAGGGAACGCAAUGGAAUUAUUUGACAAAUUAACAAAGUUAUUUACUUUUUGGUAAGAGGUUUCUUACUGGCUUCAUUGUCUAUGUAGGUUAAUACACGCAGAUGAGGCAAAGUGCCAAAAAUGGUUAAUUAAGGCACCUUUUUUAUUAUAAAAGCAAAGAGUUAAGUGUACAACUUCAAGAAUUAUUAAUAAAAGGAAAUAA
Molecule: messenger RNA, 1529 nt
Organism: Cheilinus undulatus (humphead wrasse)
Lineage: Eukaryota; Metazoa; Chordata; Actinopteri; Labriformes; Labridae
Gene: pcmtl
Product: l-isoaspartyl protein carboxyl methyltransferase, like
Exons: 9
Coding region: 96-845 (249 amino acids)
Biological process (GO): protein modification process
Cellular component (GO): cytoplasm
Molecular function (GO): protein-L-isoaspartate (D-aspartate) O-methyltransferase activity
Source: RefSeq, a predicted model, not a curated record